CCGGAGCAAGGAUGCAGUCGGCACCUUGAGGAGGAGGAGGAGCUUCUGGAUCCUGAUUGGUGGGCUGGAGCCUGCCUUUAAAAAAAAGCACAGCUCCGGACGACCUGCUCCUGAGUCAGUGCCACCGGGGUUAGUGGAACGGAAUCAGGGGAGUGGUGACCGUGGCAACGCAGGAGUUCCUUGUGUUCCGCAGGAGUUACAACGCUGAGAUGCUGCGCAGACUCUUCCUCCUGGUCCUCUUCCAAGCCCUGGUUUCCUCAUCAUCGUCUUCAUCGUCGUCCGAGGAAGACGAGAGCGGCAACGAGGGGGACCACACUGAGGAGCACCCCAAAAAAUCCUCUCAUGGACACUGGAAUUAUCUCGAUCAAGACGCCUGGCCUUCAGAUUUCCAGCACUGCAGUGGCAAAUCCCAAUCUCCCAUUAACAUCGCCACCAGGGAGGCCAUCUUCGACCCGAAAUUACCCGCCAUAGAGCUGGAGGGGUACGACCUAUCGGACACGGAGCAGCUGAAUCUGGUGAACAACGGACACACACUGCAACUGAACCUGCCGGACACCAUGCGCAUCGUGAGCGGGUUCGACAACACCUUCCUGGCCGCGCAGCUGCACUUCCACUGGGGGACCAAGGAGGACCCGGGCUCCGAGCACACCAUAGAUAGCGUGCAUUUCCCAGCUGAGAUACAUGUGGUUCACUACAACUCUAAAUACCCCGAUAUCUCAGAAGCGGCUAGCAAGCUGGAUGGACUGGCAGUUUUGGGGGCCUUCAUUGGGAUUGGUCUGCAUGAGAAUGAAAACUAUGAGAAAAUCUUAUCUUCUCUCAGAGAUGUCAGCAGAGAAGAGUCCGAUACGGAAAUUCCGGGGUUUAACGUCCGGAAUCUGUUGCCGAACAGCCUGGAUCGAUUCUACAGGUACAAUGGCUCCCUCACCACACCCCCCUGCUUCCAGACGGUGAACUGGACCAUCUUCAACGACACCAUCACAGUGUCUAGACGGCAGUUGGCCGCUCUUGAGGACACACUGAAAGCCGGACAAAACCAGCUCCUCAACAAAAACUUCAGAGCUCCCCAGCUGCUGUAUAACAGACGGGUGCUGUCCUCGUUCAGGGCAGAAGCCAGCUCGACAGGCCCCCAAGUCCCCUUUAAUCCAGGCAAUGAUGGCUCAUCCAAGAAAGGCAGAACUAUGAAUGAACCAGUCGAUUCUGAAGAAACACUUUCCCGAGGGGACAUUCUGGCGAUAGUUUUUGGCGCUCUAUUCUUCGUUACCUUGCUGUCCUUUAUGAUAUACGCAUGUCAACAGCGGAAGAAAACCUUGAGACUCAAAAAAGAUGCACGAGAGAACGUCAUUUAUAAGCCAGCGACGAAAGAAGAAGUAUAGCGGACCCAUAAAUUUUCUCAUGUAUAAAUUUCCCAAUGACAUCCUUGUACAAAAUGUAAUGAUUUUUCAGUAGAAUUAAAUUUUCACACAGUG
Anguilla rostrata (American eel) is the source of this 1466-nucleotide messenger RNA. RefSeq names its product carbonic anhydrase IX (gene ca9). Gene Ontology annotation, molecular function: zinc ion binding; carbonate dehydratase activity. Gene Ontology annotation, cellular component: plasma membrane. The coding region runs from base 210 to 1373 and encodes 387 amino acids. Gene Ontology annotation, biological process: one-carbon metabolic process. The transcript is spliced from 12 exons. The record is from RefSeq and is a predicted model, not a curated record. NCBI's taxonomy places the organism in Eukaryota, Metazoa, Chordata, Actinopteri, Anguilliformes, Anguillidae.